GACGCUAAAUUGAGCAAGCCACUCUUUCUUUCCCCGUCAAACGUUGAUUCUUCUCACUCUCUACAUUCCUACAAAGCGCUGCCCGUGUGCCCAUUUGUGUUCCUAUAUUUGGUGUACCUGCUUUAAUUGGACACUAAUCGAAAAGCCGUUGUUCAUUUCCUACCUAUGCGAUCGGGAAGAUGCCACGAAUAGGUACCAAACCAGUGGGCUUAGUUGCCUCUCUCUUUUUUGGUGAUGUCGUUGCUUUUCCUUCAUCUGCUUUAACUGAAGAAGUUCUUUCAUCAGAUUCUUGUGGCAGAUUUCAAACAUCAAUACUUGUCUUCAGAUUACGGCGUCGUUAUGCAAAUUAAGGCGGGCAAGUCGGUAUUCGCGUCCAUUCCAUUGGUUGACCCUGCACCCUACACAUAUCAAGUCUAUAAAACCAGCUCAUCUUUGCACAAAUUGUUCGUCUUUCCUCCAUCCCUUUACCCCUGCCAACAUGUCGCACCCUGAGGAGAAAACAUCUCACACUCCCACCGAUAGCUUCAACGAUGCCAAGUACAAUGAAUUGGAAAGCAAAGGUGUUGUCACUCAUGUUUUAACUGAAGAUGCACCUUUGGACAAUUACGUUUCAUCCGAUGAUGCCAAGAAGAUGGCAAGAAUUAUGCGCAAGAUGGAUUGGCGUGUGCUGCCAAUUGCCAGUCUUUUGUACCUUUUCUCUUUCCUCGAUCGUUCUGCUAUUGGUAACGCUCGUGUUGCUGGUAUGGAAGAGGAGUUGAAGUUGACACCAUCCGAGUAUAAUGCUUGUGUUUCCGUCUUUUUUGGUUUGUACUGUCUUUUGGAAGUGCCAUCCAAUUUGCUACUCAAGAAGUACGGAGCCAAGAUUUAUCUACCCAUCAUUGUCGUUCUUUGGGGUUUGAUCAUGGCUUUUACCGGUCUCGUCAAGAAUUUUGAAGGGUUGCUCGCCUUGCGUAUUCUUUUGGGAGGCUUUGAAGCCGGUCUGUUUCCCGGAAUCACCUACCACUUGACCAACCUUUACCCACGUAAAGAGAUUCAAUUCCGCAUCGGUGUCUUCUUCAGCGCUGCAACCAUCGCGGGUGCAUUUGGCGGUUUGUUGGCCUACGGUUUGUCAUUCGUCGAAAUUGGUGGAUACAACAGAUGGCCAUGGAUCUUCUUUGUUGAAGGUACUCUCACGGUUUUUGUUGGUGUUUGGUCAUACUUUAUCCUUUUUUCUUCCAUCCCUGAAGCCAAAUUCUUGACAAAAGAUGAACAAGACUUCAUGCAAAACGCAAUCAUAUACGAUUCAACUGCUAUUCCAAUGGACGAUUCAUACAGAUGGGAAUACGUUCGAGCUGGUUUGUUGGAUUGGAAGCCAUGGUUAUCCAUCAUUUCUUACAUUUGUUGUAUUACGCCCCUUUACAGUAUCGCUUUAACUUUGCCAACGAUUCUCAAAGUUAGUCUCAAGUAUGAUGCCGUUCAUGCUCAAUUGAUGACCGUUCCAAUUUAUAUCGUUGCAGCUUUUAUGGUCGUCGUUUUCGCUUUCUUCUCUGAUCGUUUUCAGAACCGUUCUGGGUUUUUGAUCGGUGGUUGUGUAAUCAGUGCUAUCGGAUGGGGUAUCGGUCAUGCUUAUCCAAACAAUGGAAAAGUUCGUUAUGGAGCAAUGUUUUUAUCUUCUUUCAGUUAUGCAGCUUUCCCAUCUGUGGUUGCACUUUUGACGCAAAACAUUGGCGGAAAGACUAAGCGUUCAGUUUGCAUUGCCAUUCAAGUUGGUGUUGGUGGCUUGGCAGGUAUUAUUUCAUCCAACAUUUUCCUUAAAAGAUGGGCACCUGCAUAUAUGACAUCUUAUCUGUUGAACAUUUUGUUCAAUUGUGGUGCAAUCUUUGCUGCAGGUAUUUAUUGGGCGUUGUUAUACCUUGCCAAUCAAAGAAAGAAACGACAAAUCGAUUCAGGUGCUGCUGCUCAAAUUUCGCCGGAAGUGUUGGCAACAAUGGGUGAUCAUUCACCUUAUUUCGUUUACAAAUACUAGAAGAAUAGAAUUCAAUCUCUACUAUUAGAUGCAUUGCAUAUUUUUCAUUAUUGUUUUUAUCUUUCUAUAUAUUGUUUUAGUAAUCUUCUCUUGAGAAUAUG
This is a messenger RNA of Meira miltonrushii, 2106 nucleotides long. RefSeq names its product MFS general substrate transporter. Bases 479 to 2005 code for a protein of 508 amino acids. Gene Ontology annotation, cellular component: membrane. The transcript has a single exon. The record is from RefSeq and is a predicted model, not a curated record. Lineage: Eukaryota; Fungi; Basidiomycota; Exobasidiomycetes; Exobasidiales; Brachybasidiaceae. Gene Ontology annotation, biological process: transmembrane transport. Gene Ontology annotation, molecular function: transmembrane transporter activity.